GGAGGCCCUUGGAGAAGAUGCAGAGCCGAAGGUGGCUGAGGAGGAGGAAGAGCAGAGAAGGAGCCAUAAGCAAAUGGAGGAGAGCAGGCAGAGGCUGGCCAAGCUGCUCUUUGAUGGCGCGCAGUUGGUGACAAAUAUCCAGGUGGCUGCUGACUUGAGGGAAACACAGAGGAGGGCAGAGGAGGCAGAGCUGAAGCUGCAGAGGGUGGAGAAGCUGGAGAAUGAAGCCAAGUCCAGCACGUACAAGUUUGAGGAGAUCGCCUCCAAGUGGGCCUUGGCCAAGGAGAUGACGAUCCCGCAGGAGCUGUGGCAGCUGCUGAACCAACAGCAGCAGCAGUGUGCGCUGCUUCUGGAGGAGAAGAACAAGCUCAUCGGUGACCUGCAGCAGGAGCUGAAAAACAAAGACGAGCAAUACGUGCAGGCCAUUAAGAAGCAGUCGGACGAUAUCCACCUGCUUUUGGAGAGAAUGGAGGAACAGAUCAGGAUCAUGCUGAAAACUUACCGUCACAAACUCCUGCAGAUUGAGAAAGCUUUUGAGCUCGAACGGCGAGAGCUGCUGGACAACAACAGGAAGAAGUGGGAGGAAGCCAUCCAAGCCCACAAUGCACAGGAGCUGGAAUACCUGCAUGCCCGUAUGAGGAAGGUGGAAGAGUUUGAGAAACAGCUGAAUCAGCUGCGGGUGGAGGAUGAGGAGGAGUAUAACAGCAUGAAGAUCCAGCUGGAGAACGAUGUGCAGAACCUGGAGAGGCAGCUCCAGCAGAUGAAAGCCGUCUAUCAGCUGAACCAGGAGAAGCUGGAGUACAACCUUCAGGUGCUUAAGAAGCAGGACGAGGAGAACACCAUCAUCAGAUCCCAGCAGAAGAGGAAGCUCAACCGGCUCCACAGCUUGCUCAACAACCUGAGAACAAAACUGGCCAACCAAGAGAAGCAGUUCGGAGAGGAGAACCAGAGCCUGGCAGCCGACUGCGAGCGCAUCACGGGGCAGUGCAAGGAGGUGCAGAGGAGGAUGAGGCACUUUGCUGUCAGCGACGCUGAGAAGUUCACGGAGGUCUGGCUUAUGAACGAGGAGGAAGCCAAAGGGCUGAUGCGGAAAGCCCUUGAUGCAGAUCGCAUCAUUCACACCCAGCAACUGGGGCUGCCCUGGGAAGAGCCUCGUCACUGGUUCCUGAACAACGUCGGCCCCCUCGGGCAUUACAAGGCGAAGAGGAUGGCGACCAAGCUGGCUGCGGAGGUCCUGACAGGUGGGAUGCACGGUGCCCUUGAAGGGAGUGAGAAGAAGGAAGAAGUGGGUAGUGGAGAAGGAGGAAAAGGAAACACAGCCAAGGUUGAGGAUAGAGUCACACCUCUGCGAAAUAUCUCCAAGAAGACUGCCAAGAGGAUCCUGGAGCUCGUGAGCGACGAGUCGGGUUUCGUCAUCGAGAGCAAGCUGCUGAGGCCCCUGCGCGCGCUGGGGAGGCACGAGCGCACCCUCAUGAAGCUCGACUCCAUCUUUGCGGCCCUCGAGAUCGACAGUGAGGAUGACCUGUACCAGCUGGUGGAUUUUUUCCUGAAGUACAAAGCCCAGGAGGUGGCUGUCAGCCAGAGCCAGGGCAGCCCAGGUGGAGAAGAUGUCAGGGAUCCGGCUGAGGCCAGAGAGGACGGUGGAUCCAGUGCCCAGAGGGAUGAGCUCAGACCCCCUCGGAGCUCACCAGGCUCCCUUCCGUCUGUGUACAUGCACGCUGAUGAUGUCCUAAGGAUCCUGAAAGCGUUUGUGCGGGAUUUUCACAAGCUGAGGGAGAAGGACGGAUCAGCAAAGGAGGUUCUACAGGUACGGGACAGCUCCAAGGAUGGGGAGUAUUGGGAAGCCCUGGCACACGUCAUCCCGGAGCCGACGCUGAAGCUGUGGGAUGCGCUGGCAGUGGCACUGGAGGAAUAUUACGAGGUCCUCACGCGCAGGGCCAGCCUGCUCGCCGAAGCAGCCGUCCUGCAGCAGCAGAACUCAGAGCUGUGCCUGCUGCUGGAGGAGUACGUCAGCUCCGGGGUGAACAGCAAGCUGCCCUCCCCUCCCACGCAGUGGAUGGACCCGAACCUGUCCUGCCCCAGGGAAGCGCAGUGA
Aptenodytes forsteri (emperor penguin) is the source of this 2095-nucleotide messenger RNA. It is a transcript of the gene DRC1, whose product is annotated as dynein regulatory complex subunit 1. The record is from RefSeq and is a predicted model, not a curated record. The annotation marks the transcript as partial. Lineage: Eukaryota; Metazoa; Chordata; Aves; Sphenisciformes; Spheniscidae. Gene Ontology annotation, cellular component: axonemal dynein complex; axoneme. Gene Ontology annotation, biological process: axonemal dynein complex assembly; cilium-dependent cell motility; regulation of cilium movement. The transcript is spliced from 17 exons.